Molecule: messenger RNA, 951 nt
Organism: Anisakis simplex (herring worm)
Lineage: Eukaryota; Metazoa; Nematoda; Chromadorea; Rhabditida; Anisakidae
Source: the annotation of a GenBank genome assembly
AUGAAAUGCUCAGUUUGUUCCGAAAAUUUUCGUCUGGAACUUUGUGAUUGGACACUGAUCCGUUCUCCUGGUCAUACGAAUCAAACCAGCUCCAGUAGAUACGAAAGACUUCAGAGUUGUGAAACGAGGAGAGCGUAUAUCGCUACGCAAGCACCUUUACCUCAUACCUUCGGUGAUUUCUGGGAGAUGGUUUGGCAGGAACGAUCGAAUAUUAUCGUUGUUAUCACGAAACUGGUCGAGCACGGAAGGCGUAAAUGUGAUCAGUAUUGGCCUUGUUCAGCGGGUCAGUCGCAAACGCAUGGCAAUUUCACGGUAACGCUCGACCUAGAACGGCCCAAUGCACAUUUCGUUCAUCGUUUCUUAACACUCAAGUCUUCACAUUGCCUUAUGACGGAGCGCCAAGUUCACCAGGUGCACUUUACUUCUUGGCCGGACCACGGUGUACCGUCGAAUGUAUUUCCGUUGUUGUCUUUCUUGAAAUAUGUAUCCGAUAUUCACAGCACAGGACCGAUCGUUGUUCACUGCAGUGCCGGUGUUGGACGUUCAGGGUCUUUCAUGCUAAUUGAUAGCAUGCGAAGGCAUUUGGUGGUUUCUGAUUCACUUAAUAUUGAAGCACAUCUGAGGCAUAUACGGCAGCAGAGAGCGAAGCUCGUGCAAACAGUGGAACAAUAUGUAUUUUGUCACGAGGCGAUUCGACAAUUGAUUGCUCAUGGAACAACUCGCGUUCACAUCGAUAAUUUUAUCCAUUACACGCAUUAUUUGUUCAACGAAGUCAUCAAUGGUCGUACACGUUUGCAAAUGCAAUAUGAGGAUGUGUGCAAGUGUCAACAUUCACCCGUAUGCCCAAAUCCUAUCGGUUAUCAAACAUUUCCGGUUAGCAAUUUGAAUAUUAUACAUUUAGAAAAUGUCCACAUUCAUGAGAUUUGUAUUUCAUUGAAAUCACAUUCUUGA